Sabethes cyaneus is the source of this 3624-nucleotide messenger RNA. RefSeq names its product serine-rich adhesin for platelets. Bases 1 to 2466 code for a protein of 821 amino acids. Lineage: Eukaryota; Metazoa; Arthropoda; Insecta; Diptera; Culicidae. The transcript is spliced from 4 exons. The record is from RefSeq and is a predicted model, not a curated record.
AUGGGAAAAGCCGCGCGACGGUCAGUUGCGUCAGAUCCGUCGUCGCCGACCUUGUCCUUUUUGCAUUCGUCAACCACGUCAACUGACGCAUCCUCAUUCUCUGGAGCAUCUGCAUUUACUGACACAUCGCAUCACACCAUUGGCAGCAGCAGCAGCAGCAGCAUCUCGUCACUUUCAUCAUCAACACACUCGUCCUAUCAACAACCACCUAAAAUCGCAACACUCCACCCGAAAUUGCCAUCAUUGCUGGCAAAUCCCGAAUCCUUUGGUCAACUGGACGCAACAGGGACGCUUUCAGCAUCAACUAGUCCACCGCCGCAGCUAACUACACCGGUGUUCAGCAGUGACGGUAGAAGCCCCGGCACAGAUAGUGUGCCCGGAAAGAUAACUGAUAGCGUCACCAGCACGCAACGAAGUUCCUCGCUCUCACCACCUUCGUCUCAUCUCUGUAGCAAUCAAACGCAGGCGGACUGGAACCGAGAACGGCAGCGGAUGGAAUUCUACGCGACGUACGACGUGAUGACGGGCGUCCGGAUAGCGGCCACCCUCGGCGGUUUCUUCGGCCUGAUGGUGUUCCUCGUAAUCUAUAAAAGCCGAAGCCGGUCGACGGCCAAGGCACUGAAGGACCCGACGAUAGCGGCUGUCGCAGCCGCCGUCAUUCAGGAGGAAGAAGAACGUGAACUGCAGGAAGCCAUCGAAGCCACGGCGUUUUCUCUGCUCCAGGAGGAGCUGCACGUAAACUAUCCGGGCUUGAAGCGCGAUCGGUUGAUGUCGCUGGGUAAUGUCAGCGCUCCGCCGAUGCUGAACCGAAACUCUCGGUUUUCGUCCAUCGGCGGGGGGUACAGCAGUCUGCUGAACCCUCAGCGGCGAUAUUCCUAUGCCAGCAGCCGAAGCCAUCGGAACAGUGUUUCGGUAUCCUCGCGGAUCCUUAGUGCCUACAAUAUGGGUGAUAGUUUCGGCCAGGACGAUUAUUUUUUAGAGAGCGACGGCGAGGAAGCUGAUGACGAAUUCGAUCAGUACACUACGACGGUAGAUGUGGGCUAUCCACCAGGCAAUUAUUUGAUGGUUCCUGGAAGGGGGACGGAGUCACGACGAAGCAGUGCGAUGACUUGCUGUAGUACAGAAAGUUCUUUCCUAGAACGACGAUGUUCGGCCAUUACGUUAGGGUUAUCUUCUUUGCCACCGAUGUCGCGAUCGCAAUCGCGACGGCACAGUCGUGUUGACGAUCGUGGACAAGUUUUCAGUAAUGGUUCUACGUUAGGGGCAACUUGUGCGGAUUGGGAUGCGUUCUAUCCCGGGAUUAACAUUAUCGAAGCCACGCCAAAAUCUUCGCCUUGUCCAAGCGAACGAAUAGCGCACACGACUACGGGUUUAUCGGCGCGGGAACAGUUUGUCAGUAGGAAACGGACAUCCUACGAUGAAAGCUCGAUCGAUUGUAUAACUGCGUAUCCUGAUACAAAUGGUGCUGAUAUUAACUAUAACCACACACUGCUAAGGCAGAAUUACGGUAGUAACACUAGAAUAGAUGACAUUAGUAUAGGGAACCGUGAUCCUAGCAGCAGUGUCGUUCGUAGAGCUCCUCUCGCUUCGCUUAGUUCCUUCAAAAUGUCUUCGGCAGAUUGCCAAGACAGUGACCUACACAGCUGCGGGUCGGAUUCAGUUUUCGACGAUAGCUGUGCAGAUACCGACGAAGAUCUGCAGCAAUUUAGCACUGAUAGCGAUGAGCUCAGUAUUGCUGAUGAGGGCGAAUAUUCCGCCGCCCCGGUGGUAAUAACAAUACCCGGUUCGAGUAAUUCAGCGACCGGUUCCGCAGAGACUACUAAAGCUGGCGUUGCCGUUGGUGGUGGUGCUAGUAGUAGCAGUAGCAGCAGUAACCAGUUGCAACUGCCCCAAUACCAUGCUGUCCGUGGUACCGCUAGUGAUACUAUUUAUGUUGAUAUCGAAAAACCUAAUGAUACUAGUUGUUUAAGUAGUCUUUCAAAUAGUAAUCGUCGUGGUAAGUCGAAGCUGAAAGCUGAUAAGGUGAAUCUAGGGACUAGAAUCGAAACAAAAGCAAUCAUCGAAAGACAGCAACAAAAUGACAGUCGGGAUCGUUCUCCAUCUCCUCGGUCCCCUUCGCUGGCGGUACCACAACUACGCCCAAGCAUAUGUAGUUUGCCCAGUAAUCCACCUAGCAGUCAUUCAGUUAGCCAUUACACUAAAGAUAACAGUCUCACUAGGACGAACAAAAAUAAUAAUAACGAUAACGACGAUAAUAGCAAUCCAGUCGAAGAUGAAAGUAAUAAUAAGUGCGUUGAAGUUAAUGUUAUAAUUAAAAACCAUAGCAGUAAUAUCAAAAGCCCUUCUGUGAUUCUUGAACUACCUAUACUAACGAUAGACGAAGAUAACUCCCAACCGCCGCUGUCGCCAGUGGACCCUAGCAUACCCGGUCCAUCCCGCAAGUGGUCGAAGGAGACAUUAUUCUAGUCUUAUCCGUGUCGGCUUCGGCUGUUAAAUACUGUUACUCUUUUUCUCUUUCGACACCAAUUACCAACACUGUACUGUUCUUCGUAAAAGGAAAUAAAACGUUAUCAUCUCAAUGAGAUUGCAUCGUACACCAUUCAAAAUUCUAUCAAUCCGUCCAAGACAUCUCCUUAUCAACAGUAUCAAAAUUACUAAAGCACGGAACGGCAAAAAUGGAUUUUUCUUAGAUGUGAUGUGGAUUUUAGUCCAUUUGAUCGACACUUGUAAGCUUCAACUCAUUAAAGAUGAACCAAAUCUAAAUCUCACACUGGGAGGAACUUCAACACUAAACGCGCUAUUGAAUGUUUUGUUUUACAUUCUAAUCUAUCUAUUUAACUGCGGCGUUACAAUGUAAGCUCAAAUAGCUCCUGUAAAAAGAAGAGAAGAAAUUUUGAAUCAAAUAAAAAAAAAAAUUCUGAACAAUGUGUUCCUGACUACGAAACAACAUCAUCCAACCAAUCGGAGAAAGUGUAAACUGCAUUUUUAAAAGUGCUCAAAGCAGAACUCGAAGAAUCGAUUAGGCGAAGUGACUGUUACGCCAAUCGCUAGGUUAUUUGUAUGUAAUUCUAGAUGCUACGUGUUACAAACAAUCGUUAAAAUCAAACAUAGGACCUUAGGUAACGAGGAUCAAACAAUAGUGGAAUUCGAUUAUUUAGUACGUUCUGAUUAAAAUAAAACGAAACGAAAAAUCAAGACGAGAUCGCGGAAAGAGGAUAUGCAAUUGCAAACAUGUGCCUAAAAAUCAUGUAUAUUUAGGAAGGGGAGAAAAUUAAUGAUCAUAUUGCAUCUGCUAGAGCGAUAAGCCUUUAUCAUUGUUGUACGGAAAGUCAAAGGUAACAGUUUCCAAAUACUAUUGCUAGAAGCACGCAAGGAGAAACAAUAACAAGAGAAGCUACAAAACAAUCAUUCCGGAGAAGCUAACAAAGGAAGAAAAAUGUCACAAAAGAUAUGUUUGCAAAGAAAAAAAGUCCAACAAUGUACAGCACAAGUCAUGUUAUAUCGUUGCUCUUCAGAUCAACUGUUGAAACAUUUCCCCCCGUUGUCAUCAUUAUCUCUUGUACAUUCACACCCCAUUAACCUCAUUUCGCGCCACAUUUUCAUCCCACCCACAUUCAUACAGUA